This is a messenger RNA of Cryphonectria parasitica EP155, 204 nucleotides long. RefSeq lists its product as uncharacterized. The annotation marks the transcript as partial. Lineage: Eukaryota; Fungi; Ascomycota; Sordariomycetes; Diaporthales; Cryphonectriaceae. The transcript has a single exon. The record is from RefSeq and is a predicted model, not a curated record.
CUGCAUUCUCUGAACGAGCUGGAGAAGAAGGAGCGUUGGGAGGAGAAUGCUCAGCAUGCUGCUGAAUCUGAAGCUGUAAUUGAGGCUCAGUCUUGGGAUGCUCUCGAUGUGGUGGAUUGGAAUAACGUUUUAGAUGAGAUUGCAGCAUCUGAUUUCUGUUCUGAAGCUUCUGGAUCUCGGUUUGGGGCGAAGCGAUCGUCUUAG